This is a messenger RNA of Poecilia latipinna (sailfin molly), 982 nucleotides long. RefSeq names its product TLC domain containing 5b (gene tlcd5b). Gene Ontology annotation, cellular component: membrane. The record is from RefSeq and is a predicted model, not a curated record. The transcript has 3 exons. Lineage: Eukaryota; Metazoa; Chordata; Actinopteri; Cyprinodontiformes; Poeciliidae. The coding region runs from base 178 to 915 and encodes 245 amino acids.
GCAUUUCUGCCAACUUAGCAGACUGGGUGUGUGUCUGGUUGAAACCUGCUGCUGGAGUCUUUAUUAUUAUGCCUUCAUGGAGCAGGAAGGAUGAUGCAGGCUGAGGAAAACUCAGUGCAACUUGAAUCUGAGAACUGAUGGAACGGGGAGUUAAGUCUUACGUCCAUCCAGACUGCCAUGCCUGUAUUGGAGGUGAUCUGCAGCCUGAUUGGCUGGCUGUGCCUCUACCUGUUGUUCUGCUCCACCUUCUCUCAGCGAGGGCCCGAGUGGAACUGCCGCUUGGUCACCUUGACCCAUGGGGUCAUCAUAGUGCUGCUGACAGCAUACGUUGUGUUUGUUGACGGUCCCUGGCCCUUCACACAUGCAGGUACAGAAAACACUGACCUCCAGAUAUUUGCCCUGGCAGUUUGCCUCGGCUACUUCUUCUUUGACCUGGGUUGGUGCGUGUGCUACCGGAGCGAGGGCCCAGUCAUGCUGGCUCAUCACGCCGCGAGCAUCGUGGGCAUCUUCCUGGCGCUGCUGAUGGGCGUGUCGGGCUGUGAGACCUGCGGGGUGAUCUUCGGUAGCGAGAUCACCAACCCACUGCUGCAGAGCCGCUGGUUCCUCCGCCAGCUCGGACUCUACGACAGUAUGUUGGGCGACGCCGUGGACCUGCUCUUCAUCCUGCUGUUCGCCACGGUGCGUGUCGGCGUGGGGACCGUCAUGUUUUACUGCGAGCUCACUUCGCCCAGGACUUUGCUGAUAAUGAAGCUCGGCGGCGUGGUCAUGUAUUUGCUAGCCUGGGUGUUCAUGGUGGACAUCGCCAGGUUCGGCUACAAGAAGACCAGGGCCAAAUACAGGAAGUGGAUGGAGAACCACCAGCUCAAAGGCACGAGCGAAGAAAAACCAGUUGGCCACGCAGACAAGAGUGAUUGAAAAGACUAACUCAACCGCUUUCACAUGUUUUUAACACGCUCCAUGUUUUUUUUUUUUUUUUUUUUUU